Messenger RNA from Cuscuta epithymum, 2908 nucleotides. The record is from the annotation of a GenBank genome assembly. NCBI's taxonomy places the organism in Eukaryota, Viridiplantae, Streptophyta, Magnoliopsida, Solanales, Convolvulaceae.
AUCCCUUAACAGCUCCCCUUGACUUCAAUUUGACUUCCAUUUGACGCUCUCAGCUGAAAAUACCAGCCCUACCGCGGCUUAGUCCGAUAUUUGAUAUUGACCUCUUACCGCCCUAAUCCGGCCGCACCGGACGGGAAACGCACGCUAAGCUCCUAUUAUUGACCUCCUACGGAAUGCACCCUUCGACACUUCAAGCUGUAGAAGGAGAAGCUGUAGAAGGAGAAGUGGUUACUCUGGAAACUAACCACUUUCCUAUUGAUUUUAAAGGGAAAUUCACUAUAUUUGCAUACAAGGUUUCGAUUUAUCCGGAUUCUGCCAAACAACAUGUAUGGGAGGAUAUUCUUAUGGAAUUUCAUAAUAUGAGGAAGCUGGAGCAGAUUGGUAUGGAUUUUAAUGAUAAAGCUUUAUAUUCAGUAGGAGCUAUACUUACGGUGAAAGAUUAUCCAGUCACGAUUCAUGAAGGGAACAAAAGUACCGCUUACACCGUUAACAUAGAGCAGUCAUGGGUUGAAAGCGUAGCAGGCAAAGAGUUACCAUCGCCUGAAUUUGCACGAGCUCUUGACUCGAUCAUGCUACGAUUCCAGCUCAAGAGCUUCAAAUCUUUGGGAAGCUCCUUGAUCAGAAAUGUAGCUUAUAGCCUCGGUCAUGGGGUAUGUGCAGUGGAUGCUUUUCACCAAAAUAUCCGGCGAACCGAGAAAGGCCUUUGUUUGAUUAUCGAUCUGUUAAGGAAACCCACUUUUGAGUCCAUUAUGGUGUCUGAAUUUGUAAAGCUUUCGUGCUCACUGGAAACUUUAGCGUUCCCGCUUGCUGAUGCAGUACACUCUAAUCUAGAAAGAGUUUUAAAAGGCCUGUGGGUUGAGAUUGAGACCUCUUGUCACCCAUCAUUGAGAGGACAAAUCACAAGUUUGACUCGUGUUCCCAUUAACGAUGUAGUGAUUCCUGGAGAGGAUAAAUUUUCUGAUAAUCUAAAGCUUUGCUCGUAUCUGUGGGGAAAGUACUCCAUUACUCCAGAUUACCCUUCUUUGCCUGCUAUCGAAUUGAACCAUGACUCCAGGCAAUUUUACAUGCCGAUGGAGUUUUGCAGAAUUUGUGAUAGUCAAGAGUGCUUUGAUUUAACGAAGAUGCAACUAAAAAAGAUGAGAACCUUCAUGCUCCAGAAGCCAAACAUCAUACAGAGAACGAUUACUAAGAUCCUGAACGAAAACUACUUUGUUCAUACAAAGCAGUUAAACAUUAGUCUUGCUAUUCAUGAAGAGCAAACACGUGUGCAGGCACGUGUUUUGCCUGCACCCUGGUUGCAGUACUUGAAACAUGAUGUUGUGACUGAGAUCAAGCCCAUGAAUGGAAAAUGGGCUCUAGACGGCUUGUCAUUAGUAGAUCCCAAGAAAGUUGGCCCUUGGGCAUGCAUACGCUGGAAGAAUGAUUCCAGUCAUAUUGAUUCAUUUAUACAUGAUCUUGUCCGUAUAUGCACUGCUUUAGGGAUUAGUUUUGAUGCAAAGGAUCCAGAUUUUAUGACAUUGGAUCACACUGAUGAUAUUCUUCAGCACCCAUUACUUGAGAACAUGUCAUUAGUUAUUGUGGUUGUACCAGAGUUGCACAUAUCGUCUGACGGUGGUGAACUCCAUAGAAUAUUGGAUUGUAAUUUGAACAUUAUCUCAUAUGUAUGCAAUCUGGAAAAUGUCGUGAAGUGUAAAACAGAAUACCUUAUUUCGAUUGCACUCACGAUGAAUGCCAAGCUUGGUGGACGCAAUAUUUUAUUAUCAAGACCAAUUCCUUCUAUGGGAAAGGAAGCGACAAUGGUAUUUGGAAUCUCGAGAAGAAACAAAUCUUGGGGGGUCGUUGGCUCAAUGGACGUGCCGGGAGCAUCAGUGUACGAAUCUUAUUAUUCAACGAUGCCUGGGGGCCAACAACUCGUGGGGAUGAUACAUAGUCUCGUGAAGCGCUAUUUCUCUAAAAAUCAAGCCUUGCCACAACGAUUGAUCUUCUUCCGAAAUGGAGCCAAAGAAGAAGGUUUACAAAACCUUAUAAGCAAUGAGAUUUUGCAAAUAAAACAGUUUCGGGAUCAAAGCUACAAUGACAUUAAGAUAACGGUUGUGGUUGUCGAUGAGAAAAGCCACUGUCGUUUUUUUCACGACGGGGGUAUUGUUCGAGCAGGGACUGUAGUUGAUUCACAAAUAUGCCCCCAAGAUGAUUUAAAUUUCUAUCUGCACAGUGGCAGUGGCGUCAAGGGGACGGUCUGCGCCACUCAUUACCGAGUCACAUGCGACGAAAACUUAUUUAGUGCUGAUGCAAUGAAGACGAUUUGCCAUACCUUGUGUUACAUUAAUGCUGGCAGAACACGAAGUCAUCCUACAGUUAUACCAUUAUACUAUGCUCAGUUAGUUGCAUCCCGAGCAAGAUUUUAUUGGAAAUCUUCUGAUCAUGGGCAUACCUAUUUUCAUGUCAGAAAGCAGAUGCACUUCUUACCAGACGACAUCUCCACAUGUUGAUACUUUUUUUUGGAACUUAUUAUUGUGAAGAGAUGACAUGGAGCAGCCAAAAAGUUAAAGCUGCAUCGGAAAGAGUGAGUAUACGAUACACCCGGCUCUACGGGUGGGAACCGUACAGCCAGGUAUUUUUGUGAUUUCUCUCAACAUUCGACCCAAUUAACUAUUCUAUUAUCAGCCUUCAUUUAGUCCGCUGGUCAUGUGCGUGCUAUGAAUCUAUGAUGCCUACGUGGAUAUGUAUUUCACCAGACGUUGCCCAUGUUGUUUUAACUUCACCAUACUUCACUUCAUUCUUAGUCUCAGCCUAUGCAUUUCACUUCAACAGCCUUUAUUUCACUUAACUUCAAUCCACCAUGCUUUCUGCCUUUCUCUUCAUUCAUUUUUUUUAUUAUAUCUUUUUAUAUUUAUAACUCUUAAUUCAC